AUGGGUCCGUCAGUCCAGCAGAGUGUAUGUUAUGACUACAGCGCCUCCGACAUGAAUCACUACGUCUGUGUUGGACGUACAACGCUUUCGGCGCUACCGCCCAAACCAUCACUACCGGUCAUCGAGUACGCCGCCAUGCCAACGAAGGAUGGUACGGCCAUGACAACGAAAGACGGAGCCGUCGUGGAAGGCCAAGACAUACCUUCUGUGACGACGAGCAUCGCUCCAACCAAAGGCAAAUCUGUUUGUUCGUUGAAGAUGGUUGUCGAUGAGGAGAGCCGGCCAACCAAGAAACUCAAACCAGCCACGACCCCGACCAUACGUGUACGGACGGAUGACUCAUUUCCCCAGAGUUUUCUCGACAUUUACGACCAAGCGCACAAAACAAUGGCGUGGACGCGAUACCUCCGGGCCGGAUCCAUAUGCGACGGUCCCAACACACCGCACGUAACGCGUUUCAAUGAUGCUAUCCGUAAGUUUUGGCGUCUGUACGGGAUAAAACUGUGGGAGGGAACGUAUAUGCCGUAUCCAACGAACCAAUUGGACAACUUGAUCCGCCGGGUCAUGUAG
Molecule: messenger RNA, 570 nt
Organism: Aphanomyces astaci
Lineage: Eukaryota; Oomycota; Saprolegniomycetes; Saprolegniales; Verrucalvaceae
Exons: 1
Coding region: 1-570 (189 amino acids)
Source: RefSeq, a predicted model, not a curated record